This is a messenger RNA of Gossypium raimondii (Peruvian cotton), 1352 nucleotides long. Its product is annotated as protein trichome birefringence-like 14. The transcript is spliced from 4 exons. Gene Ontology annotation, molecular function: O-acetyltransferase activity. Gene Ontology annotation, cellular component: Golgi apparatus. Bases 6 to 1352 code for a protein of 448 amino acids. NCBI's taxonomy places the organism in Eukaryota, Viridiplantae, Streptophyta, Magnoliopsida, Malvales, Malvaceae. The record is from RefSeq and is a predicted model, not a curated record.
AGGAGAUGAAAGGAGGAGAUGGUUUCAGAACAACUGGAAAGAAAAUCUCUGUGGCUCUGCUUGCUCUGGUUUUGAUGCCCUUCUUGCUUUGGGAUUGGGAGACCAAUCCUUUUGUUUAUACACAUGAAUCAACCCAAUACCGGUCCAACACACCUCCUGGUAUUGCCCCAGCAUGCAUUCAUUGCGACCCAAAUUACUCCACAGAGUCUAUGAAGCCUGCUGAGAUGAAAACUGAUGGAGAUAAGUAUCAAUCACUUGAGAAAGAAGAAGGGAAAGAGCCAAUGGAAAAUGGUGAUGAUUUUGAAGCUGAGAUAAUAGAUCGUAGCCUUGUAAAUGGGACAGCCUCAGUUGAUACAAAAGUCUGUAACUAUGCAAGAGGUAGAUGGGUUGCUGAUAGCAGGCCGCCUUUAUAUACUGCUAAAUGCAAGUAUAUGGAAAGGAAGUGGGCAUGCAGACUCUCCAGUCGAACAGAUUUCUCCUACGAAGGUUAUAGAUGGCAGUCCGUAGAUUGUCAAAAGCCAGAGUUUGAGGCCUCUCAUUUCUUGGAAAGGAUGAAAGACAAAAUAGUUGCCUUUGUUGGAGAUUCAUUGAGCAGAGAGCAAUUUGAAUCCUUGAUGUGCAUGCUCACCGGGGGCCAAGAGAGCUCUGACAUUGAAGAUGUUCAAAUCCUAUACGCCGGAAAGAUCCAUCACCCUGGUUGGGGUUACCGGUUUCGGAGUACCAAUACCACAAUCUUGUAUUCUAAGUCAACAAGACUCUGUGAUCUAGAGCCUAUUAAUGCCACCGAUCCAAACACCCUUAACGCCAUGCAUUUGGACCGUCAGCCAGCUUUCAUUCGAGAAAACAUCGAUCACCUUAAUGUAUUAGUCAUGAACACGGCUCAGCAUUGGAGAAAAACGUUGGUUAGCUGGGACAACGAGGUGAUGUACGUGAACGGGGCGCCUGUCCAAGACAGAAAUCUCAUGAACAUCUCCAAUGCCAUGAUUUUUAAAGUGAACAAUAUAGUAAAAUGGCUUGAUUCUAAGUUGGCAUCGAAUCCCAACUUGCAAGUUUUCUUUAGAACAAAGUCGCCAACGCACUUUUUCAAAGGCGACUGGAACACCGGCGGUAGAUGCGAUAACACCAUUCCAAUGACCAGAGGGAGUGAAGUCUUCGAAGAUGAAUCGAGCGACAAGGUUGUAGCUGCUGCAGUUAAGGGUACCAGGGUGAAGCUUUUGGAUAUAACUGCUCUAUCUGAUCUAAGAGAUGAGGCUCACAAUUCAUAUUAUGGUAAAAAAUCCCCUGACUGCUUGCAUUGGUGCUUGCCUGGUGUUCCAGAUACUUGGAAUGAACUACUCAGUGCACAGCUCUAG